Molecule: messenger RNA, 2348 nt
Organism: Mercenaria mercenaria
Lineage: Eukaryota; Metazoa; Mollusca; Bivalvia; Venerida; Veneridae
Exons: 10
Coding region: 1-2334 (777 amino acids)
Molecular function (GO): oxidoreductase activity
Source: RefSeq, a predicted model, not a curated record
AUGAGGAUUCAUGAAGGUUUCUCUUUUAUUGUUAUUCCAUGUUCCAUUCUCUCGUGCACUCGGGGACAAAUCAAGGAAGAGCACGUGAAGAAUGUAAGGAAAACAAGUUACAGAUUGAAACAGGCACUGGUAUCAGUGGACGAUAUAAUACAGCAACUCGGUUCUCUGACAAAUGCAACUGUGACGUGUAACAUACAGCUACAGAGUGUGACAAAGAAUUCGAACGCAGUAUGUAAGAAUAUAGAUCAGCUGGGAAAAUCUGAAGUAAGUCUUACUAGAAAGGGUAUCAUCGAGCGGGUUAUUCGAGUUGACGUUAAAGAGGAGUAUUACGCAUGCGUAGACAGGCUACGUAGUCACUGUUCGGAGCUGUAUUCAGAAAUCUGGUGCCUCCGCGUGGCAUUGUGGAGAAACAACCAUUACAGCUCCGCCAGAGAUAUUCUAGCCGAAGAUAUAUUGUUCGGGAUCAAUGCGAACUCAGAAGAUCAUGUGGGGCCAAAGAGAGCUAAACGGGAUACCGAGCAAGUGGACGAAAUUGCACCAGACGAUAUUACCAUACCACCAACAGGAUACAGGAUAAGACAGGAAUACCCGACAUUGACUGUUGAACAGAGGCAAAAAUAUCAUGUAGCUGUCAGAAAACUUUACGAGCUGUCGACUUUGACAUCUGAAGCAGAGGUCUGCAAUGCGCAACUAGAAAAUGUGACAAAGAACUUGCAUGCUGUCUGUGAGAAGAUAACACAGUUGGGAACAUCUGAAGUCAACCUGACUGAAACCAACAGAGACAUCGAGCGGACCAUAAGAGUUGACGUUAAAGACAGCUACAGCACAUGCGCGGAUAAACCGAGUGCUUCCUAUUCGUUACUUAAUUCCAGAAUCUGGUGCCUCCGUGCCGCAUUAUGGAGAAACAAUCUCUACAGCCAGACCAGAGAAGAUCAAGCAGAAGAUGCACUGUUCGGAGGUAAUUUGGACAAAACAGAUGGAGGGGGAUUAACGAGAGCAAAACGGGGUACUCGGCGAUUGAGAAGAAUUGCUCCGCGAGAUAUAACUACACCCCGUACCGGAUACCGGAUACGGAAGGAAUACCGGACAUUGACUGUUGAAGAGAGGCGAAAGUAUCAUGCAGCAGUCAGAGAACUUUACGAAGACAGGACGUUUAACUGUUUUGCUCUGGUUCACAGAAAGGGUAUCAGACUGACAGGAGUUCAUAGAGGCGAAGCUUUCUUGCCGUGGCAUCGUGCAUUUCUCGCAUUAUACGAAGAGGCCCUACGACAAAUCGACCCCGAUGUCUCAUUACCAUACUGGGACAGUACAAUAGACUACAAUAUGGCCACCCCAGUUGAGUCUGUGAUGUGGGAUGAAGAACAUUUAGGAACUGGGUUCGGUGUCGUAAAUGAUGGUCCAUUUGCAAAUUUUACAACAAACGAUAAUCCACUCAGAAGGAGAAUUGGUAAUGGGAAUGGUCGUCUGAUGCGGCCGGAUAAUGUUGAACAACUUUUUCAGGACGGAUUCUGUAAUCUUGGCCAUAUAUCCAGACGCUUGGAAAGUUUACAUAAUAGCGUCCAUAGAUGGGUCGGUGGAACAAUGGUGGGAAGUUUAUCGGCAAGUGACCCAGUUUUCUACAUGCAUCAUGCAUUUAUUGACUACAUAUGGGAGAAAUAUCGAGAAAGACAGAAAUCUGAAAUUUGUGGUGGAAUAGACCCAGGGACUGACUAUCCAAUAUUUGACGAAACAUUUAACAGACCAACGCCGCCGGAACAUAUGCCAGAAGAAGAAAUGGACGGAAUGGAAUUUUUGAUAAACAGACAAGGUAUUGAAAAUUUUUGGACUACAAACUGGUAUGGUUAUGAAGAAACACCUACCUGUGCCAACAAUUGUGGUAACAGUGCCGACAUGUUUUGUGACGAGGACUUGAAUAUGUGUGUUGGUGAGACUGUUGAUGAUCUAGAGGACGAGCCUAUUUUCAUGCCACAGAGAAUGUCUGCAAGCAUCAAAGAAGUCGCUUCCAUCAGACAAAGUUCAAACAGCAUAUGUCGCACUCAGCCAUAUUAUCUGUCAUGCCGGACCCAAGAGCCACCGUCUACAAUCGAGGGAGUAGCAUCUGCUAUGGUUAACCACGAGAUACCCGUGCCAGCUAAAAUAUCUAGAAUAGAAAUGAAGAUCCAGAAAAAUAGAGAGAAAAUGUAUGAAACUCCACCAGAGAGUGAGCCAGCCUUUUUCAGAGAAACAAUCCGCAACGACUGUCGAACAGUUGAUACGGUGGUGUAUGACAUUUUAGUAGCAAAGCUUCGGGGCAAAAGGUUUGGAAAACGCAAAACUGUUCCAUUACCGGAAUAAAGAUGCAAGACAUU